UUAGCAUUUUAGCAAUCAGUACAGGGCAUGCAUGUUUGUUUUAUUAUAGUACGCAACAACGAAAUACGAAAGUGUUAAUUUAACAUUAUUAUUGUAUAUUAUUAUGUUGACAUUUAGGACAUUGACUUUUAGUAUUAUACGUCGGUUUAAUUAUACCAAAACCACGUCCCGUAGAUCGAUUUGGGUUGUCUAGUCGCUAUAAUUACGAUCGUCGUGACUCGUGAACUCGAUCUGACAGCUGCAGUAAGUACACUUCAAAUUAAAAUACGAAUUGCGUAUGACGAUAAUCCACCGAAGGCACACCUACACAACUGUCCAUUAUUAUUAAAGCGACCGGUUGCGGGCGGGUGAUUCAUCAUGGUACGAUCGUGCAGCUCGUCCAGUGAUACAUCGUCGGCCAAAUACGAAUUCUCCGAUUCGGAUUCUGAUCACAAGCGGCGUAGCAGAAGUAGCCGUCCCCGCCGUUUGCCGACCAGCAACAGCAAGAAUGCUGUGGCUGCCCGUAUAAAUCGCAUGAAACAGAAACAGUACGUCAAGGACCUGGAGCAAAAGAUGUCGCAGCUUAAACGCGAGAUCAAGGGUGUGAAACGGGAGCUGAAGGAACGCGAAGAGAAGUGGGCAAGCAGCCGUCGACAGGUAGCCUAUUUGCGCGGUAUGAUUGCCAACAGCCAUCAGAUCGGCGGUCUGUUGCGCAACAUACGUUGGAGGAAUAUCAUCCCACAAGGUAGUAAUAUUGACAAGACUCUUAACGAGUUAAACUCUGAUGCGAGUAUUGACCACUUUCCUAUUACCACGAGCCAUAGUCUGUUUGAUGGUUAUUUUGAUUUGUUAGAGGAAAGAGACAGCAACCACCCCCACAUGGUGCCUCCUCCAGUUGCACCUCAAGAAGAUGAGGGCUGGGCACUGUUAGAUGGUAUCAACCCCACAACGACUGAGCUAUUCCAAGAAACCGUCCCAUCUAAAUAUGUGUCAGUGUGCACGUUGUUACCGUAGAAAGACGGUUGUGCGCCUGCAUAUUCGUGGUGUAAAUGAUCUUAUUAAUUAAAAGAAGCUGUGAUCUCACAUGUACAAUAUUACAUACCAAACCUUCAAAUUAGGCAUAAGGUAAGAAGUGUUUUUGAUUUUGAUUAAUUAUCAAUGUUUAAUUACUUUAAAAGCAUUUAGCGUGACCAAUUUUCUUAUUGAAGACAAUGGAAAAUUAGUUAGUUUUAAAAAAUACUAUGAGACAUAAUUUAACUCAACAGAAGUUAUUAAUUUAUAAAUUUAUUGUUUUUUUCCAUUGUCCUUAAUAUU
Messenger RNA from Rhopalosiphum maidis (corn leaf aphid), 1293 nucleotides. RefSeq names its product CREB/ATF bZIP transcription factor-like. Gene Ontology annotation, biological process: regulation of DNA-templated transcription. Gene Ontology annotation, molecular function: DNA-binding transcription factor activity. The transcript has 3 exons. The coding region runs from base 358 to 993 and encodes 211 amino acids. The record is from RefSeq and is a predicted model, not a curated record. NCBI's taxonomy places the organism in Eukaryota, Metazoa, Arthropoda, Insecta, Hemiptera, Aphididae.